AUGGCUUCCAAAUACGUCGGUGAUCAGGAGUCUCAACGCAGACAACGAUAUUCAGACAUUGAUGAAAAUCCCCGUAGAAAGCUAAUACCAAUUAGUGGAUAUGAAGCAUAUCCAAUAGUGACAUUGGAAGAGGCUGUUGAACCUCUAAAAAACAUUGUAGGCAAUGUCAAAAAUAAUGCUGAAUGGGCUAAAUGGAAAUGUGAAGAGACACCAGAGGAUAAUCUAACCGUUGAUCAAUCAGCAGCCAUUAUUCUUUAUACAAUGGAACCGAGUGAUGAAAACCAACGUGUAUAUUAUGCACUCAAUUCAACGCUUCGGGAUGAGGAUCGAAAAUGUCUGAAACCGUGGUUUCUGUAUCUGCGAUUAUUACUAUCUGCACUUGCUCUUUUGCCAAGCCUUCACACUCAUGUAUACCGUGGAGUUAAAGGCAACUUAAAAAGUGCAUUGAAAAUAGGCGAAAAAAUAAUUUGGUGGGGAUUUAGUUCAUGCACUUCAGACUUGAACAUACUGAACAACGAUCAAUUCCUCGGUUCAACAGGAGUAAGAACUUUGUUCAAUAUCGAUUGUAAAACGGGAAAAGAUAUUAAAAAUCAUUCAGCUUUUCCACAUGAAAGUGAAGUUCUUUUGCCGGCUGCUAGAUGUUUUAUGGUUAUUGCAUGUCUUCCACAAGGCACCGAUAUGACUAUUAUACAAUUGAAAGAAAUCGACUCACCUGUUAAACUUAUUGAUCUUGGACCAGAAGUGAAUAUUGUUCCGUCAACUGGAACAGGUACAAGCAAUACAGCAACAGCAUCGAUUACCAUGAGGUAAAUAAAUAUCAUUCUAAAAUGUUAAAAGCGUGAUAGUUUUGUUUUUAGUUUGUCAACAUUGAAGAUCGACAAACAUAUCACAGGUUAGUUUUUAAAAUAAAUCUAGAUGCUGUUACUAGUUUCAUUGAUUAGCAUUGUUUUCGAUAAUGAUCAAUAUUGUGAUUAAAAAUAGAAGUAUUUCAAUUCAAUUCAUAGACAGAAUUAGCGGAUGAGUGAUUUUAGAUGAAAAAAUGUUUGAAAGAAAAGUUUAAUACGAGCCAUCAUGCAGAUAAAAUGUGAUAAGAACUCUAGGUUGCUCUACGGAUCAUCACGAUUAAUAAAACGUUAGUAUCGCAUUGACGGCAAUCGAAUACCGUGUAAUAUCAGUGGUAGGGGUGUCCGAUGUUUUCGUUCAGUGUAUACUGGCUGCAAAGAAUUAGUGGUUAUUUCCCAAUGUCCGUUACAGGCAUUGUUUCAACACAUUGAGCUUUUAUGCUACUACUCCACUGAUCGAUAUAUACGAGAUUCCUAUGCGUUCUUGUUCCAAAGAAUUGGAUAUCUCUGAUCAUGGUGAGACUUUAGUUGAGUUCACAAACUCUAGAGAUAUAUUUUUACUUUGUAAUAAUGUAUAUACGAACCAUUAAUGUGAUAGCUCUUAUAUAGAUAUAUGAAGGAAAUAUGUAAGGAAGGAAAGAGAGAUAUAUGAAGAGCGAAAGAGACAAGCAGUGUCACUGAUGUUAUGUGGCAGAACGAUGAAAAAGAUAACCUCUGUGGGAAUCGAGCCCACAUCUCCUGCUAUCCGGGCAGUUGUCCUUAGCCAGUUAGACUAGAAGGUGCAGCUUAAUCAUCGUUUAGUGUCCAUGUGAUCCAUCAUGGACAUUAACAUAAUGAUUCUUAGUAAGUCGCCUAUUUCAUUAGCGGAAGACGUUAUGGUCUGGUACUCCGAAAACUAAGAAAAAACUUAAUUGACUUUUUAAUGACUUUUAGAAUUUAGACUAUUCAUCUUUCCAAAAAUAUUCAUCAUUUUAGCAUGUUCAAUUUUUUCCACAAAGUCCUGAACGUUUUGAGACUUGACUGUUUGUUUCACGUUCACGAAAAGAUAGGAGAUCCUGUUAUUUGGUAUGAACAUUUGAUUUUUAGUUGAUCGAAUAGUAUUGAUCGCCUUUUUGGCGAGAUAUUGAGAGCGAUAAUAAUUGCCAGCUCUGUCAGAAUUUAAGCCGAAGAGGUAAAUAAGAUGAGAUGGUUAUCUCAUAAACUUCAUUCAAGAGGACAAAAGAAAUAGAUGACGAUCAAUGAUAUCUGUUGAAUUCCACAUACUAAAUCAAUUGAAUUAGUAUAUGAAACUAUAAUAGUAUUAAACAACAGCAUGUGAAGCGUUGAAAUCUGAUUAAAAAAUUACCAAUUCUUUUAUCGAUCGACGCAGUUAUGCAUUUGUCUGACAAAUUUGAUAUUUUUGAAAAUGAAUCCAAACUUCACGGCACCAUUCUCUGAUUUAAAUUACAGUUUAACUUAAUAUUGAUAAGAAGAAUACUACAUAUAAAGACUGUGAAUGCUUUCCAGGAUCAGAUUUAUAUUGAGUUAAAUAGACUUCAUUUGUCUGAAUUUCUAAACUACUAUAUGCCAGUCCAAUAUGACUUACAUUAGAUUAGCUGAUACAAUGAAAAGAAUACAUUAGACAAUCACCUUAAAAACAUUAGCAGAUAACAGAGAACGUCACAGGACCUCCGUCCUGUAGGACCUGC
Molecule: messenger RNA, 2530 nt
Organism: Rotaria sp. Silwood2
Lineage: Eukaryota; Metazoa; Rotifera; Eurotatoria; Philodinida; Philodinidae
Source: the annotation of a GenBank genome assembly